AUGAAUCGAUCCGCGCGAAGUAAACCUGUCAAUCUUAAUGCACAUACAAUUUUACUCAUACAAACUGGCAGGGGAUCCGAUUCGAAGACAUUUUCGGACUAUGACUGUCUGGAUGAAGCCUUAGAAGGUAUAUGCAAGACGUUUGAAGAACAUCUGAAGCGAACAAAUCCUACCAAGCCUACCAUCACAUACGAUAUCUCUCAGCUCUUUGAUUUCAUCGACCAACUACCCGACCUCAGUUGUUUCCUGUUGGAAAAAGAGUAUGGACUGUAUGCUCCGUAUGACAAGGACUGGAUCAAAACCCAGGUUUACGAGCUGCUUCGAAAACAAGCGGCUAAAUAA
Molecule: messenger RNA, 342 nt
Organism: Symsagittifera roscoffensis
Lineage: Eukaryota; Metazoa; Xenacoelomorpha; Acoela; Convolutidae
Product: enhancer of rudimentary homolog
Exons: 1
Coding region: 1-342 (113 amino acids)
Source: RefSeq, a predicted model, not a curated record